Molecule: messenger RNA, 249 nt
Organism: Alternaria viburni
Lineage: Eukaryota; Fungi; Ascomycota; Dothideomycetes; Pleosporales; Pleosporaceae
Exons: 2
Coding region: 1-249 (82 amino acids)
Source: RefSeq, a predicted model, not a curated record
AUGGUAGAAGGAGGUAUAAUCGAUCUCUUCAACUUCAAAGGUGCCCUGGUUAGAGACAGCGUAAAAGUAGUUAUUGUGGAUUUCGAACGCGAUGGUGGAGCCGAUAUCAGAUCCGUGAAACUUAUCGAGCAGUACUGGUCUUUCGCGUUCGGUUAUCCGAAAGUCUCCAUGGAGGGAGAUGCCCUCAAUCUCCCAUUUGUGAUGACCGUCAUCGCCGAUUCCAAGGAUCUCAUCAGCAUAGUAAAGUAA